AAGAGAUCAAGAAUAGGAUGAAGAAGAAACGACCACGUGGCAUGCACGUGAUCGGUGUGGUUAUAUACAUGCUUCGCCGUCGUCGGAGGAGAAAGCCACUUAAUAACGGGUUUUGGCGGCGAGUUGUCGAGUCUUUUCGGCAGUUGAAAAACGAUAGUAUUACGGUACCGCCAUCGUCUAAUAUUAUGAUACUGCCAUCAUCUUCACCGGUGAAGGAGGAAGCUCCGGUGAGUAGUGACGAUCAGCUAUCAGAGAUGGUAGAGAAUCAGGCUUAUACAGAACGUUACAAAUUAAGCCAAAGGGACGAUUAUGAGUUGAAGACGAGAGACGUUAAGAUUCAAAAAUUCAAAAAAGGAAAAUGGCAUGGCAAUUUCGUAGGCCAGAUUUGGAUUAACACUCCUCUCCUAAUUAUAUACUCGCAUCAACUCCAAAACCCCAAAUACUUUUUGUACUCUUCAUCUUCUCGGGAGCAAAAUUCAUCGAUCGAAACUCUGCCGAUGUCUCUCAGGCCUAGCGCAAAGACGGAGGUCCGACGGAAUCGGUACAAAGUGUCGGUCGAUGCGGAGGAGGGACGGCGGAGGCGAGAGGAUCACAUGGUUGAGAUCAGGAAGAACAAGAGGGAGGAAAAUCUGCAGAAGAAGAGACGCGAGGGGAUCUCCGCUUCACCGGCUUUCGGCUCGGAUUCGGCUGAAACGGGACACGAUCUUUCUUCAACGAACAAUCUAAUGAAAAGUCUACCGGAUAUGGUUGCUGGAAUCUGGUCAGAGGAUAGCAAGUCACAAGUGGAGGCAACUAAUCUCUUGCGGAAACUGCUUUCGAUUGAACAAAAUCCUCCUAUCAAUGUUGUUGUAGAGUCUGGCGUUGUUCCUCGCGUUGUGAAGUUUCUUUCGAGAGAUGACUUACCCAAACUUCAGUUUGAGGCAGCUUGGGCGCUCACCAACAUUGCUUCAGGGACAUCAGAGAACACAAAUGUCAUCAUUGAAAGUGGUGCUGUCCCGAUGUUCAUCCAUCUUCUCAGCUCGGCUAGUGAGGAUGUCCGGGAACAGGCUGUUUGGGCGUUGGGGAAUGUUGCUGGAGACUCGCCAAGUUGUCGUAAUCUUGUACUAGAUUAUGAUGCCAUGAUGCCUCUUCUGUCUCAAUUCAAUGAGAACACUAAGCUCUCAAUGCUCAGGAAUGCUACAUGGACCUUAUCAAACUUCUGCAGAGGGAAACCACCGCCUCUGUUUGAAAAGAUGAAACCAGCUUUACCAGUUCUUGAGCGCCUUGUGCAAACAACAGAUGAAGAAGUUCUCACAGAUGCAUGUUGGUCUCUGUCAUACCUCUCAGAUGAUUCGAACGACAAAAUACAAGCGGUUAUCGAUGCAGGCGUUCUCCCUCGCCUCGUCGAGCUCUUAGCUCACCCGUCGCCACCGGUGCUGAUUCCUGCUCUUCGUACCAUUGGAAAUAUUGUAACCGGCGAUGAUCUACAGACUCAGAUGGUUCUCGACCAUCAAGUGCUUCCUCGUCUUUUGAACCUUUUAACAAAGUCUUACAAGAAGAGUAUCAAGAAGGAAGCUUGCUGGACUAUCUCAAACAUCACAGCUGGGAGUAAAAAUCAGAUACAGGCAGUGAUUGAAGCAGGUUUGAUUCAGUCUCUGGUUUGGCUGCUCCAUAGCGCAGAGUUUGAAGUAAAAAAAGAAGCUGCUUGGGGAAUCUCGAAUGCUACUUCUGGUGGCACUCAUGAUCAAAUCAAAUUUAUGGUGAGCCAAGGCUGUAUCAAACCGCUAUGCGAUCUUCUUACCUGCCCAGAUCCAAGAAUCGUAUCGGUUUGCUUAGAAUCGCUGGAGAACAUUCUUGUGGUUGGAGAAGCAGAGAAGAACUUGGGUCACACAGAAGACGGUAAUAACCUCUAUGCUUCGAUGAUAGAUGAAGCAGAAGGAGUUGAGAAGAUUGAGAAUCUGCAGAGCCACGACAACAACGACAUAUACCAAAAGGCCGUGAAAAUCUUGCAAACCUUUUGGACUGAAGACGAUGGAGAAGAAGAAGGCAACGAUGAAAACCACGCUCCGCAAUCCGGUUUCCAGUUCGGAAGCACUCAAGUUCCUCCUCGUCAGACAAUAUCGAAAGGUGCUAACGUGAAGUAAGUCAAGUAGAAGAAAGAAAUCUUCUCUCUUGUUUUUCUCUCCAUGGCCACUCCUCACAACUCGUUUUCUAUUUUGAAGUUUGUCUUGUGUUUUUGGGGAAGAGAAACAAUAAUGUUGGGUGUUUUUUUCAAUAACGAAUCUCUUUAUAUCACGAGUGGAAACAAAAGUUUAUUUGUUUGCUCUGUUCUUGAAGCACGUAAUCAAUGGGUAAAUCAUUUUGACCCCAAAUUUUACAAAACAUGGUAAGCUUGAAUAGGUCUUAGAUUCUAAACAAGAGCAAUUUUUUGAGCAACGGUCGAAC
Messenger RNA from Thlaspi arvense, 2424 nucleotides. Lineage: Eukaryota; Viridiplantae; Streptophyta; Magnoliopsida; Brassicales; Brassicaceae. The record is from the annotation of a GenBank genome assembly.